Sinocyclocheilus grahami is the source of this 1792-nucleotide messenger RNA. Its product is annotated as protein phosphatase methylesterase 1-like. Gene Ontology annotation, molecular function: protein methylesterase activity. Gene Ontology annotation, biological process: protein demethylation. The transcript is spliced from 16 exons. Lineage: Eukaryota; Metazoa; Chordata; Actinopteri; Cypriniformes; Cyprinidae. The coding region runs from base 201 to 1388 and encodes 395 amino acids. The record is from RefSeq and is a predicted model, not a curated record.
GAUCUAUCAAUCUGUGUCUCCUCACAAAAACACCUGACUCGGAGCAUGCUGGUCCAAUCACAGAGAGGCUGUGGGCAGCUGUCUGCUCCAUCUGUCUGCUGUCGGUUCGAGUGCUGAGCGCCGGUGCUCUUUAACUCUGUGAGUCUGGCUGUGUGUUCACUGUCUGUCUCUCUCUCUCUCUCCCUCCGUCUGUCUCUCUCAUGGCCUCCGAGCACUCAUCCGCUGAGAGUCGCUCCUCGCACCUGAGCUCUGACCCGACCACCGGCACCGAGGCUUCGGCCAACAGCAUGUGGGAGGACAGCUUCGACACAGAGAAUCAUGGUGUGAGCACUAAGAGAGAUUACUCUCCUGUGUCCUGGAGCGAAUACUUUGAAAUGAUGGACGAUGUGGUCAUCGGGUCAGGAGAGACUAAGGAUGUGUUUCGUGUGUAUAAAAGUGGUCAGGACGGACCACUGCUGGUUCUGCUUCACGGAGGAGGGCAUUCGGCUCUGUCCUGGGCCGUUUUUACGGCAGCGAUGGCCAGUCGGGUCACUUGUCGGGUGUUGGCCAUGGAUCUCAGGGGUCACGGUGCUACUCAGGUCCGGCACGCCGAUGACCUCUCCACACAAACCAUGUCCAGAGACGUAGCCAAUGUGGUGCGAGCUACGUAUGGAGAGACCCCGCCCCCCAUCAUCCUGGUGGGUCACAAUGUGGGCGGAGCCAUCGCGGUGCAUGCGUCCAGUGGAGCGCUGCUUCCCUCUGUGGUGGGGCUGGUGGCCAUCGAUGUGGUGGAGGGCAGUGCGAUGGACGUCUUGCACAGCAUGCAGAACUUCCUGAGAGGACGACCCAAAUCCUUCAAAUCCAUCGAUCAUGCCAUUGAAUGGAGUGUAAAAAGUGGGCAGAUCAGAAACCUUGAAUCUGCUAAAGUGUCAAUGGUUGGACAAAUGAGACGGUGUGAGGUGGAGGAAGGCGAUUCGGCCGAGCCGGUGAGUCCGGUGACUGAGAGCGUGGCCGAGGGGCACGAGGAGUUUUACGACCUCAACUAUGUGACAGAGAAAGCAGAGAGCAGCGCAUCAGCAGAGCCGUGCAGUGUGUACAGCUGGAGAAUCGACCUGUCUAAAGCAGAGAAAUACUGGGACGGCUGGUUCAGAGGGAUAUCGAACCUCUUUCUGUCCUGCAACGUCCCAAAACUCCUACUGCUGGCAGGCAUUGAUCGACUGGACAGAGACCUGACCAUUGGACAGAUGCAGGGUAAAUUCAUGAUGCAGGUGCUGCCCCCUUGUGGACAUGCAGUGCACGAGGACAUCCCAGAUAAAGUGGCAGAUGCUUUGGCAAGUUUUAUGACCAGACACAAAUUUGCAGAAGCUCGCAGUGAAACUAAAAGUUCCUCGUACCCGUUCAUGCGGUGAAAUGAGAAUAAAGCAGAGGACACUGAGAAGCAGGCCUGAAACCUCCACCAGAUCCAACAUCCUUCACAUCCAGCAAAAACAUCUUACUUUAGCCAUAAAUCCAGGAACUGUUUCAACUGUCACUAUCCUUGAGUUUAGAAUAAAGACUUGAAUGUUCAUUAUUCAACUGUGUCGGAAUCUCAGGAAACAUUUAAAUGAGAUGCAAUCAUGUGACAUCAAAGUCGAGAGACGUAAAACACUGUGUAAAUGAGAAGCACGACGUUUAGCCCCAAAAAUUUACAUUAAAAUUUAUUAAUAUUCAAAACACAGUCUUACAGAAACACGUGCAAAAUACUGAGCAUGAAAUGGAACAAACCUCUACUGAGUGAGAGUGUGUGUGUGUGUGUGUGUGUGUGUGUGUGUGU